Molecule: messenger RNA, 1325 nt
Organism: Hemicordylus capensis (graceful crag lizard)
Lineage: Eukaryota; Metazoa; Chordata; Lepidosauria; Squamata; Cordylidae
Product: lipase member M-like
Exons: 10
Coding region: 141-1325 (394 amino acids)
Biological process (GO): lipid metabolic process
Molecular function (GO): hydrolase activity, acting on ester bonds
Source: RefSeq, a predicted model, not a curated record
GCUUUUUCCACGAAUCAUCAGCUGGCUGCAAAAAUCAAGUUAUCCUUUUCCUUAGCUCCUGUAGCUACAGUUAAACACGCCAGAAGUCCUCUAGCAAAACUCGCAUUACUUCAUGAUACAGCAAUCGAGCCAGGUCUAAGAUGUGGCUCUUCAUGGCUCUGGCAUGCUUGAUCCAGCAGACUACAUUUUCAGAAGAAUUCAUAUGCAGAAGACAUCUGAAUCCUCAAGGAUUUAUGACUAUUAGUGAAAUCAUCCAAUAUUGGGGAUACCCCAGUGAAGAGUAUGAAGUCCUGACAGCUGAUGGCUAUUACCUUCAAGUAGACAGAAUUCCUUAUGGGAGACACAGUCCAGUACCGACAGGGCCUAGGCCAGUUGUGUUUCUGGUACAUGGUAUACUUGUUGAAGGCAGGUGCUGGAUUUCAAAUCUUCCCAGCAAUAGCCUGGGAUUUGUUCUAGCAGAUGCUGGUUAUGAUAUCUGGAUACUAAAUAACAGAGGGACCACCUGGUCUAGAAGACACCAGAAUCUUACCAUUGACCAAGAAGAAUUUUGGGAUUUUAGUUUUCAUGAAAUGGCGAUAUAUGAUGUUCCAGCAGCAAUAAACUUUAUCUUGCAGAAAACUAAGCAAGAAGCUUUAUAUUAUAUUGGUCAUUCCCAGGGUGGCUCAAUAGGUCUUAUUGCUUUUUCAGUCAUGCCACAACUUGCACAAAAGGUCAAGCUCUUCCUUUGCUUUGCUCCCGCCUACAAACUGGUUCACCUAAAAGGGCCUUAUUAUAUCUUUCUGUCAUUUCCUGAAGUACUCACAAGAUUGAUAUGGGGGAACAAAGAAUACUGUAUUCUCAGUAACAAACUGAAAGCCAAGACUACCAAGGCAUGCAGUUACUCAGUAAUAGACCGGCUUUGUCUGAAAGUCAUUUUUGCAUUUGAAGGACGCACUGGGCAAAACCUAAAUGUGAGCCGAGCAGAUGUGUAUGCUGGAAUCUUUCCUGAUUUUACUUCUGUAAAAACAGUAAUCCAUUGGGGACAGGUUUUCAAAUCAAGUGAAUUCAAAUAUUUUGAUUAUGGCAAUAAGAACAAAGCUGUAUACAACAAGACCACUCCUCCAUUUUAUAACAUAGAAGACAUGAUUGUGCCAACAGCUGUGUGGAAUGGUGGAAAGGACAUUGUUGAGAGCAAAAAGGACAUUGAAUUGUUGCUUACUCGCAUCAAUCAUUUAGCUUUCCAUAAGUAUAUUCCUGAAUGGCAUCAUAUGGAUUACGUUGUGGGUCUUGAUGCUCCAGAGUGCCUGUACCCAGAUGUGCUUCAUCUGUUGCAGAAAUAUAAAUAA